AUGGAGAAUCUGGAGCAAAAGAAAAUAUCGCAGAUUCUGGGACAGAUGUAAGUAAGAGUUGGUUUGCUUGAAAUGGAUUUAGAGAGGAAGUGAAGAACAUGGAAAGAGUUGUGGAGAGUUUGAUGAAAGAGGAAAAGUUCAGGGAGGCUGUCGAUAAACUAAAAAGAGCCGACAUUGCACUGAAUGGACCCUUAUCGGCCAUCGAAGGACUGAAUCAGCUCAGAUCUAACAUCAUCGAUACCAGUCAGCAUGUUCUGAAUGUAAUCAUCGAGAGGUUACUCGAUUGGCUGGUGGCUGAGCCGUUUGAACGGCAGGUAACCUUUUUGGAAUUAAAGUUGUGAUUGUUCCAAUAGGCGAAUUAGAUAAAACGACAUACGUUUAGCUCCUGGAAAUCAUCCGCAAACUCCCCGAGACAUCCGUUGCUGAAUCUGCCGUCUGCUGCAGAAUUUUGGAGAAGAAAUACCCCGACUUUAUCACUCGGAUUACAGCAACUCAAACCCAAAUUGGAGUAGACUUGGCCAAGGAUCGGAAGGGCGAACUCAAUUUGAAAAUUACGGAUGCCCUCGAGGCAUUGAUGGUCUUUGAUCAACUGGACACUGCCCUCGAUCAGUUGGCCGUCAGGACUCCGAAACUUUGCAAGAUCGCCCUCAGUGACACUGUCAGUCUCUUGAGUACAUUGCAUUCGAAUGAAGGCCCAGACUCGUCGCAUCUUGUCCAUUUUAUCAAUGUGGUAGGCUUGAGAUGUCUGGAAUAAUAUAAAUAUUUAUGAUUUCCAGUUGAUUUCCGAGAUGCGCGCCUGCUUUUAUGGCCAUAAAAUCUUGGCCGAACAGGUGGGACGACUUCGAAAUAGCGAGGAUUACAAGCGUGACGUCAUCUGGCGCUAUUGGGACGGAAUGCAAUCAGUGAUGGAGACGGUGGUCAGCGAUCAUGUCGACAUUUACCCCAUGAAGUCGGAGAACUCGACCGAGAAAGCGGUCGACAAACGAAAAGUUUUAUUCCGUUUUUCGAAUACGACCGCUGUCUCCGGAUCGAGUGGAAUUGUCGCCAAGCAGCAGGUGAGGGAUACUGUAAUUAGGGGCUUAUAACGUAAAAAAGUUUUGAUUCUAUUGUAUGAGAUUGUAUCUUGAUUUUGCAGCCAUUUGCCCUAAUCUGCCCCGCCGAUCCCUAUAAUAUCAUCCAGAUUUUCCACCCUCUCAACAGGUUUUGUCAUGAAAUUGAGGCCAACAUCGACAUGUCCCCAUGCAAGUUGCACACUUUCCUCCAUGCCUUCGUUAUGGACAUUUUCAUUGAGAGGAUUCGGAAGGAUAUGGAUCAGAAAAUCGACCACGCCCUAAGUGGAAACGAAGUCUGGCAGACUCUGGCUUCUGUGGGGGGAUCGAAAGCGGUAAGGGGAAUAUAAUUUGAUGAAAUUAUUUUUUAAGGAAGCAGAAUUUUGUUGAAAUAUAAUAGUAAUGUAGAGUCUAGAGAUCGUAUUUUAGAAAAUUUUGGUUUCCUGCAAGAGAGUAUUCGAAUUGUGUGAACAAAUUGGACAAUUCAUCAACAGUAUGGACGCUUACACUCAACGAUUUGCCUCGUUGUGGGUGCUGAUCAUGGAGGAGUACACGAAAAUCGCGACCGAAAUGUAUUCGAGAGUAAGUAGUCCUUGUCUGGUUGUUCAAUUUUUCAAUGGGUUUGCCAUUUUGACCAUCUUUUCGUUAUAGAUUACUCAUAGCCGCACCGUGAAAGGUAACCAAACGAUAGAACAUUCAAAGACUUCGGCGAAUUGGGCAGUGGAUGAGGAUAUCAGCAGAUUGUUGAAGUCACUUCCGUCAUGGCAAGUAGUAGUCAAUCAGACUCCAAUAACUGGAGAAAUGACACCGGGGGGAAUGCUGAGUCUCAAUGAGUCCGAGCAGGUACGGGUUAUAGCACAGAUUUGAUCAAAAAAAAUCUUUAAUGGCUCAUAAAUCGUACUUUAGGAGAUCCGCCGUCGAACGCAGAGGGAAUCCGAGAUUUUGAUAUCCAAUCUGGGCUCCCUGGCCAAGAUCGAUCCCCAUGCCGUGAUCACCGACCUUAACCAUGCCAAAGCCAUCAUCUGUAUGCACGAAAGUCUGCAAUGGUUCAGUGUAAACAUGCGCCAUCUCAUCUCGACGAUCCCCGCCAAGGCCAAGGAGGCCAUGAAAUGUUUGGUUCAGAUCAGAAGCCCGGAUGGCCAAGUGGUGGAACAAUUGUUGAGUGCCGCCCUAGAACAGCGUCUGACCUCGGUGGAACAAAUGUCCGAGACCUGUUUGCUGAUGCUCCAUCUGGAACUGAGAGUCCAUUGCUUUUACCAUCUUCUCCCACUGGCUCGGGGAAAUACUCAAGAUGAAAAUGAAAGGGAAAUCGAGAACUUCCGCAGAGAUCUGACUCAGUUUUACCAGCUUUUGACCCAUCAUAUAGCCCCGAAUAAGUUGAAAUAUCUGUUUGACGGACUUGGCCAUCUCUGUGCAAGCAUCUUCAUCCAUUGCAGGUGAGUCAAAGUUUGGAUUUCUAUAUAAUAUUUGCGUUUUAGUCAGUAUAUUCCCAAGCUUUCCGAGAACGGCCGAAAACGAAUCUGUCGCUACAUUUUCGCCGUCCAGAAGACCAUUAGCAAACUGACCGGGAGGCCCGAAAUCGAACUGAACAAAGCCCAGAACUUCUUCGAUCUGUUCCAAAAGUCACCGGACCAAUUGCUGGCCCACAUAAAAGAAGGCGGAUCCCAAUUCAGCGAUCUGGAAUAUCGAUACUUGCUGGCGUUGGCUGUAAGAUCGCAUCCAGUCCUCUCUUCCCAGCAUGGAGUGCUGGAAAUAAAACUGAAUCAACUUAAUGAAAUCUUGGCGCAGAGCAGAAGGAAGGACGGAAAAUAA
This is a messenger RNA of Bursaphelenchus xylophilus (pine wood nematode), 2861 nucleotides long. The record is from the annotation of a GenBank genome assembly. Lineage: Eukaryota; Metazoa; Nematoda; Chromadorea; Rhabditida; Aphelenchoididae.